Molecule: messenger RNA, 1968 nt
Organism: Dryobates pubescens (Downy woodpecker)
Lineage: Eukaryota; Metazoa; Chordata; Aves; Piciformes; Picidae
Gene: HRG
Product: histidine rich glycoprotein
Exons: 7
Coding region: 82-1968 (628 amino acids)
Biological process (GO): regulation of platelet activation; negative regulation of fibrinolysis; negative regulation of endopeptidase activity
Cellular component (GO): endolysosome; blood microparticle; extracellular region
Molecular function (GO): heparin binding; zinc ion binding; serine-type endopeptidase inhibitor activity
Source: RefSeq, a predicted model, not a curated record
UUCAGCAGGCUACCCUGAUUUAAAAGCAGACUACUGGCUUCAUCAGAGCAUGGGCAGAAGUGACCUAACACUGCAAACAACAUGCUGCUUCUAGCUUCAACUUUUUUUCUGACACUAUUGCAGUGCUCUUAUGGCCAAAAGGAAACAAGCAUUACACCUGCAGACUGUCAUGCUGUCGAAAGAGAUGCAGGAGUGGCCCUGGAUUUGGUCAACAGACAUCGCAGAGACGGCUAUGCUUUUGGCUUAUUCCGUGUUGCUGAUGCACACCAACUACACAUAGGAAAUUCAUCAAUCCUCUACUUAACUUUGGAUGUGGUGGAAACUGAAUGCCCUGUAUUAUCCAGAAGACACUGGGAGUCUUGUGAAUAUGGUGACCUCUAUACCAUGGACUUUGGCCAGUGCAAGAUUAUCACAUACACAAACCAGCUGCUGAAGAAACCUCAACUAUAUGGAUUUAAUUGUACAUUAAGCUCAGUUCCUCCUGAUUUAUUAGAGUGCAAAGACUGUCCUGUGAAAGUUGAAAUCCUAGAAGUCACUGAGCAACAUAAAAGUAUUGCUGCAGAGGCCCUGAAGAAAUUCAACAGACAGAGUAACCACACAAACUACUUCAAAGUGGACAAAGUCGAAAAGGCUUUAAAGUUGACUGCCUCCCGCGAAGGUCACAGGGUAGCAUUCUCUAUAAAGGAGACCAACUGUUCCAAGUCCACAGAACAAGCAGAUCAGGCAUUGGAAUGUGAUUUUCUGGAUGACUGGCACGCUCAUGUGGGAUUCUGCAAGGCAAGAAUUAUCAGUGAUCCAGAGGAAUCUGAUGGAACAGAUAUAAGCUGUGAAAUCUACCGUCCUUGGCUACAUGACUGCAGACGUCCUCAUCAUCAUUUUGGUCACAGACAUCAUCACAAACAUCCUCACAGACAUCAUCACAAGCAUGGAUGUCCACCCUCUUCUCAAUCCAGACCUGAAGAUGCUGAGCAUAAAGAUAGUUCCAAAGAAGAACAUCAAGCAAAUCAUGAAGGAUCUGCUCCUCCUCCCCAUGGUGGACAUCAUCACCAUCAUCACCCACACCAUUGUCCUCCACCUCCUCCCCACGGUGGACCACAUCCUCCUCUCCAAGAGGAACCCAAACAUUCCCUGUCUGCUUCUCCUUCCCAUGAUGAACAGCAGCAUUCUUCUCCUUCCCAAGAGGAAUUACAUCAACAUCCUUCUCCUCCUCCCCAUGAUGCAGCACAUGAUCAUGAUCACAAUCAUGGACCACACUGUCCUCCCCCUCACAGACCACAUCACCACCAUCCUCUUCCCCACCAUAGACCACAUUGCCCUCCUCAUCAUGGACCACAUCACCACCACCCUCCUCCCCAUCAUGGAUCACACUGUCCUCCUCCCCCUCCUCACGGACCACAUCAUCACCAUCCUCCUUCCAAUUGUGGACCACAUCACCACCAUCCUCCUUCCAAUUGUGGACCACAUCACCACCAUCCUCCUUCCAAUUGUGGACCACAUCACCACCAUCCUCCUUCCAAUUGUGGACCACAUCACCACCAUCCUCCUUCCAAUUGUGGACCACAUCACCACCAUCCUCCUUCCAAUUGUGGACCACAUCACCCUCCUCCUCAUCAUCAUCUCUGUCAUCACUAUGACAGACACCACUGCAACAGGACAAGUAUACCAGGAAAGCACUUUCCAUUACAGGUAACAGGAGCUGUCUAUCACAUUCCAGUUCUAAAUCAGCAGGAUUCUCUCACACCUCCCACUGCAAACUUCCUUGAAGUAUCCCAAAACAACCCUCACUCCUCCAGCACUGAGGAAGAUACUUUCUUCACUGGCUCAAAUCAAAAGGAGAUGCCAGAAGCUCUGGUAUUUCCAGAUCAUCCUACACAAUCAAAGUCAUGCCCAGGAAACCCCAAACUCAUUCUUCCAGAAAUUUUACCUCUAUUUCCACAUAACUCCAUGGAAGAAAAAUCCUCUAUAUGA